Messenger RNA from Bufo bufo (common toad), 1644 nucleotides. RefSeq names its product leucine rich glioma inactivated 1 (gene LGI1). Gene Ontology annotation, molecular function: protein binding. The transcript has 8 exons. The record is from RefSeq and is a predicted model, not a curated record. Bases 1 to 1644 code for a protein of 547 amino acids. Lineage: Eukaryota; Metazoa; Chordata; Amphibia; Anura; Bufonidae.
AUGGGGAAUGGCACCAGGCUACAUAGAAGAUUUGCUCUAUUCUAUUGCAUUUCGGUUGGUCUCCUAUUGAUAAAUGAGAUUGAAGGGAGAAGACCGAGCAAGUCAAAAUGCCCAACCUGGUGCACCUGUACCAAAGACAAUGCCUUAUGCGAAAACGCCAAGACUAUUCCUCGCACCUUCCUUCCUGAUGUUAUCUCACUGUCCUUUGUCAGGUCUGAAUUUACAGAAAUCCCAGAGGGGAGCUUUUCACAUAUUCCAUCUCUGCAGCUCCUACUGUUCACCUCAAACACUUUUGAUGCAAUCAGUGAUGAUGCAUUUACUGGUCUUCCUCACCUAGAGUACUUGUUCAUAGAAAACAACAAAAUAAAAUCAAUUUCAAGAAAUGCUUUUCGCGGAUUGAAGUCUUUGAUUCACUUGAGCCUGGCCAAUAAUAACCUGCAGUCACUUCCAAAAGAUGUCUUCAAGGGGCUGGACUCGCUAACAAACGUAGACCUAAGGGGCAAUUCCUUUCAUUGUGACUGCAAAUUAAAAUGGCUGGUAGAAUGGCUUGAUAAAACCAAUGCAACAGUGGAGCAGAUUUAUUGUGAAAGCCCUCCCGAAUAUAAAGGACGCAAAAUCAACAGCCUGUCCGCUAAAGAUUUUGAUUGCAUAACUACAGAAUUUGCCUUGUACAAAUCCUUGCCCUACCAGUCCCUGUCUGUGGACACCUUUACCUAUAUGAAUGAUGAGUACGUGGUCAUUGCUCAACCGUUUACUGGCAAAUGUGUCUUCUUGGAGUGGGAUCAUGUGGAAAUGUCCUUCAGGAAUUAUGACAACAUCACAGGCACAUCUACUGUGGUCUGCAAACCCAUAGUCAUUGAGAAGCAGCUCUAUGUGAUAGUGGCCCAACUGUUUGGUGGCUCUCAUAUUUACAAGAGAGAUAUUUUUGCAAACAAGUUUAUCAAGAUCCAAGACAUUGAAGUUAUUAAGAUCAGGAAGCCCAAUGACAUUGAGACUUUUAGGAUAGAUGACAACUGGUAUUUUGUGGUUGCUGAUAGCUCGAAAGCUGGUUGUACAACCAUCUACAAGUGGAAUGGAAAUGGCUUUUAUUCUCACCAGUCUGUACAUAUGUGGUAUCGAGAUACAGAUGUGGAGUACCUUGAGAUUGCCAACAAGCCACAUCUCAUUCUUUCUAGCAGCUCGCAACGCCCAAUUAUUUACCAGUGGAACAAGAAGUACAACAACUUCUCAAAGCAUGCUGAGAUACCAGACACAGAAGAUGUGUAUGCCGUCAAACACUUUUCUGCCAAGGAUGAUGUCUACCUCUGCCUAACGAGAUUCAUUGGAGAUUCCAGGGUCAUCAAAUGGGAAGGAGGUUCAGUCAUUUCAGAUAUUCAAAGGAUGCCUUCUCGCGGCUCUAUGGUUUUCCAGCCUUUACAGAUUAACAACCACAAAUAUGCUAUCCUGGGCAGUGAUUAUUCCUUCACCCAGGUGUUUCAUUGGGAUGUGGAGAAAGGAAAAUUUGUGAAAUUUCAAGAGUUAAACAUCCAAGCCCCCAGGUCGUUCACACAUGUGUCCAUAGACAAACACGACUUCCUGUUUGCUUCGAGUUUUAAGGGGGCUACACAAAUAUAUGAACAUGUUAUAAUUGACCUGAGCGCAUGA